Messenger RNA from Fusarium venenatum, 2148 nucleotides. The record is from RefSeq and is a predicted model, not a curated record. NCBI's taxonomy places the organism in Eukaryota, Fungi, Ascomycota, Sordariomycetes, Hypocreales, Nectriaceae.
AUGCCCAAUACUCAACAGAGUCAUUUCAGAGUCGUCAAGAAGUGUUCAAAAGCUUGUAAACGAUGUCGGUCCAUGAAGGUCAAAUGCUCUGGGGCACAACCUUGUGCAAGAUGCGGAAGAAAGAAUGAAAGAUGCAUAUACGAGACAGAGGAGAAAAAGGUCACAGUAACUGAGAGGAAGAGUAUAUCACUGUCUUACCUUCUGCCGUUUCUCAUUGGCUGCUACAGUUAUCUCAGAGCGUUGGAGAGACGACAAGAUGGAGUUCCAUCUCCCGGAUCACUUCCAAACGGAUCAAGAUCCCGGCCGAGACAUUCAUCCGUUUCCGAUUAUGGUAUGACAACAGUACUUCCUCAGGAUACAUCUGCAGUAGAAGCCGAUGGGGACUUGACCCUCGGAACACCAGAUGAUAAUGGCGAGAACGGUGAACAAAAUGAAACAAGGCCACUUUUAUCAAACGAUGUUCUUGAACCUGCCUUUCGCCAGAAUCCACUUGUCGACAAUGAUUAUGUCUUUGGCCAAGCCUUCGGACGCUACUGGUAUAUGGGCCCUGCCUCAUCCUGGGCAUUCUGUAGAAGAGUCCUAGCUCUGGUUGGAAAACAUCUUCCAGAAGCAAACAACGAUCCCCCGCCAUGGCAUCUCGACGGAGUCGCAUUCCGUCUCCAAUGGAGACCCCUGAUGCCUGAAGAACAUCCCGAUAUCUCGAACCUACCCCCAUCAGACUACGCAUUCUUUCUCGUACAGACUGCAAGAUUCUAUCUCGGUCCCUUAGCAAGCCUUAUCGAUGAAACUGAAUUCCUUCAACAUUUUAAAGAGCUUUACCAGGAUGCUUCAACGAAGGCAGCAUCGUGCAAGCUGUGGUAUGCACAAUAUUUGCUCAUGAUAGCGUUUGGAAAGGCGUUCCUCGGCGGAAAGAGUGCCGAUGGAAGUCCACCGGGUUAUCAGUACGCUGCUAGGGCUAUGCCUCUUAUGCCUGAGCUGGCUGGGAUUGCCUUAGAUCCAAUUCUUUCAGCACAGGCACUUACUCUUGCAGCGAUAUACUUUCAGUCAAUCGACAUGAGAGUGGCAGCAUAUCAGCAUAUAGGACAAGCUCUUCGAAUCUGCGUGUUAUCUGGUUUCCAUAGACACAUGCCAGAAGAGGUCGUUGGAGCUCAACAUUCAAAACGAUGCCACAUAAUCUUCUGGGUAGUUUACAUGCUGGAUCAGGAGUUUGCAGCUCUUAUCGGUGCUACUAGCGCUAUUAGAGAUGAAGACAUCACCAACAAGCUGCCUUCCCAAGCUGACAAUUCUUUAACGUCGCUGAGUCUAACUCUCCACGUUCAGUUGGCGCGUCUCAUAGCACGGCUUCUAGGAACGGUAUAUGGAGUUGGCAAAGAUUAUGACGGUACUCUUUUCAGCAACACUCAGUCUAUCCUGAGAAACUUGGCUGAGCUGAAUCGUGAUCUGAUUCACAUCAUCAACAAGCAUUUCCGCGAUUCGAUUAGUAAAGCUUCGAGAAUCGCCACACGGCUUUUACUCCAAUAUCACCAUUGUGUCGUCCUCACAACGAGACCACAAAUCAUGUGUGCUCUACACAUGCAUAUCGAGCAGUCCAAAACACAAAUGACACACGGUUUAUCACUAUCUCCCCCAGUUGCAUCACUGAUUCAAUCCUGUGUCAGUUCUGCACAGUCAAUCCUCAAGACUUUACGUGCUCUGGCAGACGAAGAUCUCAUUGAAGCAUUCCUGCCUUUCCAAAUCGAGUACGCCUCGUCAUCAGCAUUUCUACUGCAUCUCAUCCCCAUCAUCUGCCCUUCACUCCUCUCGGAUAGCUCAUGGCGAGAUGAUGCCCGCUACGUUUUCGAUACUCUCAUCGCCAAGGGAAGCUUGAUCGCUCCUUUGAGAAAAGUGGAGUUGGAGCAGCUGGAACAGAAGCUUUCAGCUUUGACACCAGCCAGCAAUUUUGUCUCUCCAGAGAUUCCUACAGAGACUCAAGAGAAUGAGGACCAAGAAGGGAAUGAAGGUCAACACGCCGAUGAACAUCUCGCUGACGAAACUGGGUGGGAUCUCUUCGCCGCUAAUGCCAUGGCUGGACUCACCCCAGGAGAGCUGCUUGAUCUUGCUGAACAGUUGGACGUGGACAACUUUCUAUAUGAGCCCGAGAUAGAAUAA